AACCAAAAAUAAAACAAAAAUAAAAAUAAAAGUAAAGGAUAAAAUUUCAAUUCCCACCAAAUGGACCCUCCGACCGACACCCACCACAACACAAGUUUCUUUCCGUUGCCACUUUAAAAGGCCUUUCUUUCUUUAGCUUUGCCUUUGGCUCUCUCUGUUCUCGCACAUUCAAUUUCAUCCACAGUCCAGUCGGUGAGUAGAAAGCGGAAAAUACCUUUUUUUUCCCCUCAACUUUAUUCUCAAAGAGUCAUCGGAGAAAAUGGAGAGCGAGAAUGAGUAUUCGGAGAGUGAAGCGAAAGGAGUUCCAACGUACGGAGGAAAGUACGUUCAGUACAACAUUCUGGGCAAUCUUUUCGAUGUCUCCGCCAAGUACGUCCCUCCUAUACAACCCGUCGGUCGCGGUGCGUACGGAAUCGUUUGUUGUGCAACGAAUUCGGAGACGAAAGAGGAAGUGGCAAUAAAAAAGAUUGGAAAUGCAUUUGACAACAGCAUUGAUGCCAAGAGGACUCUCCGGGAGAUAAAGCUCCUCAGCCAUAUGGAUCAUGAAAAUGUUAUCAAAAUUAAGGACAUAAUAAGGCCACCAGAGAGGGAGAAGUUCAAUGAUGUUUACAUUGUAUAUGAGCUGAUGGAUACCGACUUGCACCAAAUUAUCCGCUCUAGCCAGGCUUUGACAGAUGAUCAUUGUCAGUAUUUCCUGUAUCAAUUGUUGCGUGGAUUAAAAUACGUACACUCUGCGAAUGUCUUGCAUCGUGAUCUGAAACCAAGCAACCUGCUUCUCAAUGCAAAUUGUGACCUUAAGAUUUGUGACUUUGGCCUUGCACGAACUACUUCAGAGACAGAUUUCAUGACGGAAUACGUGGUAACUCGAUGGUAUCGAGCGCCAGAAUUGCUACUCAACUGUUCAGAGUAUACUGCUGCAAUUGAUAUAUGGUCAGUUGGGUGCAUUUUGAUGGAGAUUAUUAGAAGAGAACCACUUUUCCCGGGUAGAGACUAUGUUCAGCAAUUGGCUCUCAUAACUGAGCUGCUAGGUUCACCGGAUGAUUUUGAUCUGGGAUUCCUUAGAAGUGAUAAUGCUCGGAAGUACGUCAAGCAGCUCCCACGUGUCCCUAAGCAAUCCUUUGCAACCAAGUACCCGAAUGUAUCUCCUGAGGCAAUCGAUCUUGCUGAAAAAAUGUUAGUUUUCGAUCCAAGCAAACGCAUUACUGUUGAGGAAGCACUGAAUCACCCAUACUUGUCAAGUCUUCACGAGAUCAACGAGGAGCCCACUUGCCCGUCUCCUUUCGUCUUUGAUUUCGAACAGAUAUCCUUGAACGAAGAAGAUAUAAAGGAGCUAAUAUGGAGGGAGUCGUUGAAGUUCAACCCAGAUAAUAUGCUGGAAUAGUCAGACCAGUCAGCUGUGGUGGUCCUUACUUCUUACUUUGUUUCUGUUGUUUGUUAGCUAGGUAGUGAUUAAAGGAUUGGUUUUGGUUUAUAAAUGUACAAUAUGUUAGUUUCUUCUAUAGGGAGAGAGGUUCUCCCUCGUAUUGAGAUUUUGAGAAGAUGAAGAAUGGUGUUGGGAAGUUUCUGGAUUCAUGUUGAGAAGAUUGUUUUACCCGUGGAGGGUUGUUAGCUAGGUAGUGAUCUCCUAGCCUUCGUCGCUUGGGGCAGUGUUUUCAUAUGUAAAUCGAACAUAUCAUCUUAUAGGCAAACAAAACAGAGAGAAUGAUCAUAA
Messenger RNA from Morus notabilis, 1711 nucleotides. Its product is annotated as mitogen-activated protein kinase homolog NTF6. Gene Ontology annotation, molecular function: MAP kinase activity; ATP binding. The transcript is spliced from 6 exons. Gene Ontology annotation, cellular component: cytoplasm; nucleus. The coding region runs from base 260 to 1381 and encodes 373 amino acids. Gene Ontology annotation, biological process: intracellular signal transduction; protein phosphorylation. The record is from RefSeq and is a predicted model, not a curated record. Lineage: Eukaryota; Viridiplantae; Streptophyta; Magnoliopsida; Rosales; Moraceae.